Daphnia pulex (common water flea) is the source of this 2236-nucleotide messenger RNA. Its product is annotated as chorion peroxidase-like. The transcript has 13 exons. Gene Ontology annotation, biological process: response to oxidative stress. The record is from RefSeq and is a predicted model, not a curated record. Gene Ontology annotation, molecular function: peroxidase activity; heme binding. NCBI's taxonomy places the organism in Eukaryota, Metazoa, Arthropoda, Branchiopoda, Diplostraca, Daphniidae. The coding region runs from base 1 to 2139 and encodes 712 amino acids.
AUGGCGUUUUCGAAUGACGUUCCAAAAACGACCAACUUGCAAGAAAUCGCUUCAGAGGCUCUGGCCCAAGUGGAAUCCAUGUUGGAACUCGAACGUCGUUUAUUGGCUAAGGGGUUGACGGUCAACCGUGGCACAUCAGCUCAUUUGCACUCGCUUAUGGUAUCUGCCGACGCCGGAUCGAAACAAAGGGACUCCACCCUAAAUGCGAGUCGAAUCCUGGCUGCAUCAUCUCUAGUGAAAGCUAAAUUUAAUUGGAGCGCAGACGAGGCCAGAAGAGAACUCCCACUUUUUUCGUUGGCAAACACGGACCUGAAGGCUUCCUGCCCAGAUUCUACCACCUGCUCAGCGCCCAGCAAAUACCAACCUAUUGACGGGUCGUGCCAUAACCAAGUCCAUCCGCAAUGGGGAAAAGCGAACACACCUUUUCAGCGCAUAUUGCCCAACGCAUACGCCGACGGUGUUUAUGAGCCACGGAAAGCGGUUAACGGUACCGAACUGACAAGUCCCCGUGUCAUUAGCACAACAGUCAUCCAACGGCCCACUAGAACUUCAGACGAUUACACUUUGGUUCUGAUGACGUGGGGGCAGUUCAUUACCCACGAUAUGACCAAGUCUUCUUCUUUUACUUCAGCGGAUGGAAAAACCCCUCAGUGCUGCAACGUAACCAGCGGGGGGCCCUUAGACGCCGAACUCCUUCAUCCGUUUUGUUUGCCGAUUCACAUCCCAGAAGACGAUAGAUUUUACAGUCAGUAUAACCAGACUUGCAUGACGUUCGUUCGUACACACAUCGGAGGUGAUUACAGCUGCACUUUGGGACACGCUGAACAGUUGAACAGCAUAACUCACUGGCUGGACGGAUCAAUGGUUUAUGGAAGCUCUUUAUCCGAAUUAAAUAAUUUGAGAGUUGGAGAGGAGGGUCUGCUAAAAUACUCGACCACUGAUGGCAAGGAAUUGUUACCUCUCAGGCCCGGCUGCUCUACUUGCUAUUUCGCCGGUGACGCCAGAGCCCUUGAGAAUCCGCAGUUGACCAUCAUACACACGUUAAUGAUGCGCGAACACAAUAGAAUCGCCAGAGCUCUGAAAAAACUCAAUCCUCUGUGGGACGAAGAGACACUCUUUCAAGAGACUCGACGCAUUGUCGUUGCGGAACUACAACACAUUACGUACAACGAAUAUUUACCCGCCAUGCUAGGCGAAAAGGCAAUGGAGGACUUUAAAUUGAAACCGUCGACGGUGGGAGUUCAAUACAACGAAGAAACUGCUGUCAAUCCUUCGAUAUUGAACGAAUUCGCAGCCGCUGCCUUCCGCAUCGGUCAUUCUCAAGUUCAAGGAUCUCUAGUUCUUUAUGACGAAAACAAUCAAGAGGUCACCGAUCAAAGUUUCACGCUGAGCAACUCCUUCUUCAACUCUUCCAUGGUGCCCCAACCGGGAUUCAUUGACAAUGCCAUACGUGGUCUAACUAAACAAGUUCCGUCCAGCGUAGACGUUGAAUACACAUCCCAAUUAACUAAUCUUCUAUUCAAGGGGUCGAAUGGUUUUGGAAUGGAUUUGGUGUCGCUCAACGUGCAACGAGGUAGAGAACACGGAAUUCCGGACUACAAUACCGUUCGAGCCUUUUGUGGUCUGUCGAAAGCAGCUUCAUUCGAAGAUCUCUCAAACGAAAUCGAGCAACAGACGAUUGAUAACCUGAAAUCAGUUUACGAUUCGGUUGACGAUAUCGACUUGUACAUCGGCUGCCUUUCCGAGUCCUCGAAACCUGUUGCCGGAUCUGUGCUAGGACCCACGGCACUCUGUAUUAUAGCCAACCAAUUCGCCAUCAUUAAGAACAACGAUCGCUAUUUCUACGAUGUCACAAAUCAAAUCAGUUCGUUGUCAACAGGGCAAUAUGACGAGAUUCGAAAAUCAGCCAGUUUGGCUCGAAUCAUGUGCGACAACAACAACGGAGAUAUAAACACUAUCCAGCCAAAUGUUUUCCGAGCCCCGAUAAGUGACAACGGUAAACAACAGUGUAGCAUCAUCCCAUCGAUAAACUUGGACAUGUGGAAGGAUCCUAAUGCUACUGCCCCCACCAGCAAAGCCACUGUCGUUACGCCGUCAAUUAUUCUAAUCGCACUGUUCAGCGCCAAGUUGUUAUUGUAACCGCACCCUCCAGCCAAUUCACACCUUCAAUUCAAUUUACACCAUUUAAUUUUUACGUAUUACGUCUCUAAUUAAAAUCGAAUAAAAAUAGAAUGCA